This is a messenger RNA of Plodia interpunctella (Indianmeal moth), 721 nucleotides long. RefSeq names its product vacuolar ATPase assembly integral membrane protein VMA21 homolog. The record is from RefSeq and is a predicted model, not a curated record. NCBI's taxonomy places the organism in Eukaryota, Metazoa, Arthropoda, Insecta, Lepidoptera, Pyralidae. Bases 304 to 567 code for a protein of 87 amino acids. The transcript has 2 exons. Gene Ontology annotation, cellular component: endoplasmic reticulum membrane. Gene Ontology annotation, biological process: vacuolar proton-transporting V-type ATPase complex assembly.
UGACCUCAAUUUUAUCAAUAGUUUGUUGUUCCUUGACAUUAUGUCAUGCGAUUUACUUACCAACCGUAUUUGGUACCAACGUUACCAAACUUUGACAGAAGUAGAACCAAAACCAACUUGUCUUGCCUUGGUGGUACCUAUUCAUACCUACCUAUUUGAUUGAAGUGACAAAUGAAAUUGUAAAAAUAUCGAUUUUUAGGUAUUUGUGGUGAAUUUGUCCUUUCUUGUGGGUUCGGUGCAGCUAAUGAUUAUUAGCUUUGAUAGUAAAUAAGUUGCCGUUUAAUUUCGUUUAAUUUUUAUUUUAUGAUGAUUGAAGGUCGAGCAAAUGAACUGCCAGACUUUCAGGUCUUUCAGACAGUAAUCAAAUAUUGUGUAGUGAUUAUUGUACUACCGGUGCUUGCAUUCUUUUCGUCGAAAAUUGUAUUCGAUGGAUUAGACUUAGCGCCGGUUACCAGCAGUGUUUAUUCUGCUGUUGUCGCAGUAUUAGUAUUGCAUUUCGCUCUAGGCUUGUAUAUAUAUCGAGCUUACGCAGAAGCGGAAGCGCCAAAGGCAACCAAAAAGGACUAAACAUUGAGAAUAUAAGAACACUACAAAAAUGGACAGUCUUUAUAUGAAAGGAGAGCUUUUGCAAGUUCACACUAAAAAUUAUGAAGUAAUUGAGGGUAGAUUUUAUGGCAUGGAUAGUGACAAGUCCAAAAUAUCCUUAUACAAUGUGAAAGAA